Drosophila erecta is the source of this 341-nucleotide messenger RNA. RefSeq lists its product as uncharacterized. The transcript has 2 exons. Bases 13 to 303 code for a protein of 96 amino acids. Lineage: Eukaryota; Metazoa; Arthropoda; Insecta; Diptera; Drosophilidae. The record is from RefSeq and is a predicted model, not a curated record. Gene Ontology annotation, molecular function: protein binding.
ACUUAUUACAACAUGAAGAUUGUGGCUGCACUGUUGGUCAUUUCCUUGGGAUUUCUGGCCUUGGCUGAGGCCAAUUCAGAUCCGGAGAGAUGUCCUCGUGCUUGCACAAGGGAGUAUAGACCAGUGUGCGCCGAAUGGCGUAGGGGUAUUAUACGUCCCAUAAUCAGUCGGUGCACUUUCUCCACUAAAUGCGUCCUUGAUAACCAAAGAUGCAAGACGAAUCGAAAUUGGGUCAUCGUCGAUGAGAGACGUAAGUGCAGAACUGAAACUCGGGAUUGCGAUGAGCUGCGAAAAUCCUCCUAGUGGUAUAAUCUCAAAGACGUCUGUGUAUACAAUAAAGC